Suillus bovinus is the source of this 648-nucleotide messenger RNA. Its product is annotated as putative casein kinase. The transcript is spliced from 3 exons. Gene Ontology annotation, biological process: signal transduction; peptidyl-serine phosphorylation; endocytosis. Gene Ontology annotation, molecular function: protein serine/threonine kinase activity; ATP binding. Gene Ontology annotation, cellular component: nucleus; cytoplasm. The coding region runs from base 1 to 648 and encodes 215 amino acids. NCBI's taxonomy places the organism in Eukaryota, Fungi, Basidiomycota, Agaricomycetes, Boletales, Suillaceae. The record is from RefSeq and is a predicted model, not a curated record.
AUGAUUCCUGUGCGUGUCAAUGGGAGGUAUCGGCUGAAAGACAAAGUAGGGUCAGGUGCUUAUGGCGAAGUGUAUCAUGCAAGUGAUAUCAUUGGCGACGGUGAUGUGGUUGUCAAGCUUCAAUGUAUUACUGGCACCACCACAACCAGCUUGGAGCAUGAGUAUAAUGUGCUCAGGCAACUUGGUGAUACUGUUGGCAUCCCCCAUGUCCACUGGUUUGGACGGGAGGACAGUUAUGAUGCCCUAGUCCUUGAUUGUCUUGGACAGUCGCUUGAGAGUUUAUUCAAGGCAUAUCAACACUCAUUCAGCCACAACACUAUAGUGUUCAUAGCUCCUCAGCUCGUCUGCCACCUCCAGUACAUUCACUCCAAACACUUCAUUCAUUGCGACUUGAAGCCCGACAACAUUCUUAUCAGAACUGGCAAGGAUGCGCACAAGAUUUUUCUUGUUGACUUUGGCAUUUCCAAACAAUACAGAUGUCCACGCACUCACCUCCAUAUUGCAUUCAAACAAACCGCCUCCUUGACAGGAACUCCAGCUUUCACAUCCAUAAACAGCACAAUAGUGUACCUGCCAGAAAUCAACAGCAGUCAACAUUUGAAAGAGGUUCGUAAAAGAAAAUGUUCAACAGGUCAUCAUAGCUCUUGA